Messenger RNA from Anastrepha obliqua, 1586 nucleotides. RefSeq lists its product as uncharacterized. The record is from RefSeq and is a predicted model, not a curated record. Gene Ontology annotation, cellular component: extracellular region. Lineage: Eukaryota; Metazoa; Arthropoda; Insecta; Diptera; Tephritidae. The transcript has 2 exons. Bases 266 to 1429 code for a protein of 387 amino acids.
UUGCCAUAGCAUAAUUCGUACCUUUGCUUAGCUCAGCAUAAUUUUUGACGCUUGUAAUCGAAUACCAAUUUCCAUCUUUCCAUUAACUCCAUUAACAAUUGUAGUCAAAGCAGAGCUCUGCUCACUUACUCCGCGCUUGGAACGUGCAAGAAGUGCAAAUACUUUGCACCACAACGCGACAGUGCGGAGGUCAAUUGCAUUUAGUUGGAAUUUCACUCUCAUCGGUACCGGUAGAAACGCUUCCAGUAAACCAUUUCUGCGGAACAUGAAAAUGUCAUCAACAAAAGUGAAAAUAAAAUUUGCAUAUUCUACCAUAAUUAUCUCUGUGAUUAGUGUUACGAUAAUAGCGUCGCAAGUUCAUACGAGCAUUGCUUGGCAUUUGGCACAGUCUGGCCUCACUGAGUCCUAUCGCGUGCGCCACCUUUCGCUUCAUUAUUCGCGUGUAUUCAUUUGUAUCAGUGUGAAGAGUCAACUAUUUCCGACGCUGAUCGCCACCAGCUGGCCUGGCAGUUAUGUGCCACUGCAGAGUUCAAUUUAUCCACAUAAUAGUGCGCACGCGAAUGGCAACAGAAGUGAUUGUGAGUUGAUACAGAAGGCCAUUUGGUCGCAAGUGGAUAAUUUGGGCCGGCUAUGGGUGUUUGAUGCGGGAUGGGAGGAAGUGGAGUCGAAAAGUGCGAAUGUUCCUAAUGUAUGUCCGCCAAAAUUGUUGGUUUAUGACUUGAUUCGAAACGAUGCAGAGGUGUUACGCAUCGACUGCAGCAGCCACCUAACGCCCAAAGACGCCGAAAAGUUAGUCAUUAAGUUGGGCCCAAAUCCUGUGCUCUGUAAAGUGGAGAAAUAUGUUUACUUUCUGCCGCCCGAUGAUGCGCACAUUCUCGCUUAUGAUAUCGUCGAACAGAAGUGGCUGCGACGCGCACUCUAUAGUCGCAAAUUCCACGGCAUCAUCGAAGCGCCAUUUCCAAUUAAACCAAUUGACAUCGCUUUCGGCCUGCAACAAGAACUGCUCUUUGCCGAUGCGGAUGGCAAGUUGUAUGCCACACCGAAUUCGCAAUUGAAGACGCAGUUGGGUAAUGGUGUCAAACGUAAUGCGAAUGAAAUGGCAACUGAAUGGAAAGAGCAGCAGCAAGUGGAUGAGGACGACAUAAAUGACAAAUCGAAUGCCAUUGAACUGGAGCUACUGGGCAGUUUGUUGGCGCCCAGCAAGGGAAUGAUGGUGGAUGUGCGCACCGGUGUGCUUUUCUAUGCGGUACCCAAGUUCGGCGCAAUUGUGCGUUGCGCAUAUCAUCGCAACUUGACGGCGGAAGACAAUGAGAUCGUUUACUUUACUUCGAAGAAUAUACAACAGAUAUUCUUUAGCAAUGCGGGUGCUGUAUGGUUGCUGACAGAUCGUGUGCUGCAGCCGAAUGAUUAUUGCUUUGCGAAUAUUUAAUGGAAGCGACUUAUUAAUUAAUUAUUGUAGCCACUUAUCGAAGUUAGUUGAGAAGUUUAAGUUUGGUGCAAUUUAGAAAUGCGUAAAAUAAUUAUGCUUGCAGCCAAUAAUAAAUAAAUGCUUAUGGGUGUGUGAAAUAAGAUGUUUACUUUAAAAA